Molecule: messenger RNA, 647 nt
Organism: Hyaloscypha bicolor E
Lineage: Eukaryota; Fungi; Ascomycota; Leotiomycetes; Helotiales; Hyaloscyphaceae
Exons: 3
Coding region: 152-499 (115 amino acids)
Source: RefSeq, a predicted model, not a curated record
UGACCUGACCUCCUGCCGACAACCUCAUCGUGCGGUGCCUCAAACUCAUUGUCCCUCCUUCCAACCACGCUUGACGCUCCGAGGCUUGCAUCCAUCGAGCUGAAUCGGCCUCUUGGCGCUUUCACAGUCCUAAGUAUCGGCUUGGUGUGCAAUGACUAUGUUCGCCUCGACGUUUCGCUGGCUGCAGCGGAAGAGGUACCAAUAUGAGGUCACAUUCUCGCUGUACAUGUUAACGCCCACCGAGAAGUUCAUCUUCAACUCCUUCCUCUUCCUCUUCUUCAGUAUGAUCGUAAUCGCCAUGACACUCUACCUCCCACAGCACAUCGCCUUCCUCACCAACCGGGCUUGGUUCUACUACAACGGGGACGAGAGUGCAAAAGCCGCGAUUCAUUCUAUUGUGGAGAGUGCUACGCAUACAGUGUUGGUUGAAAAAGUUAAGGAGACUGUUAUGAAUAAUGCUGCUGGAUCGACGAUUGUGGAUGCAGCGAAGGAGUUAUAAACCAGGAUUUGGACCGAACGACCGUCAGAGACGACGAAAGCGGUGCCUGUACGAAUAGAAGACAGAGUCAUUACACUUAAUUGCGAGAGCACAGGUGCAUUUGGAGUCUAGGGCGUCGGUCGGGAUGGGUGUGAUAGAUGUCACAGCA